Talpa occidentalis (Iberian mole) is the source of this 1018-nucleotide messenger RNA. It is a transcript of the gene SPATA33, whose product is annotated as spermatogenesis associated 33. NCBI's taxonomy places the organism in Eukaryota, Metazoa, Chordata, Mammalia, Eulipotyphla, Talpidae. The transcript is spliced from 2 exons. Bases 32 to 286 code for a protein of 84 amino acids. Gene Ontology annotation, cellular component: cytoplasm; nucleus. The record is from RefSeq and is a predicted model, not a curated record.
CGCUUGUGAGGCGGCGGCGGCGGCGGCGCGCAUGGGGCUGUCCAAGAGCAAAGCCAGCCCCGGCCGAGGCGGGCGAGAGAAACCUGACGGGAAGGUGAAGGUGAGCAAGAAGAAGCUCAUCAUCCCCCAGAUCGUGGUCACCAGGGCCUCACAAGAGACCCUGCUCAGCUACAACUCCGCCACCACCGAUGAGCAGAGAACCAUCAAGGAGGAGGGCAGCUGGGGCCCCUACUACCGGCACCGGAACCCCAGCACCGUGGCCGCCUACAACGCGCACGCCGAAUAAAGGCAUGCCCAGCAAGCGCGUGUGCCUCUCUGGCGGGGCAGCCAUGCCCCUGGCUGCCUGUCUCGACUUCCCCAGAGCUGCCGGUAGCUCAGCAGACGGGAGUGACCCUGGCUCGGCGCAGGCUUGUCCAAGCUGGCCCCGCUGGCGCUGGACAGACACCGAUGAGCCGGUGGGGCUGGUCUGACCCUUGUCCUGCUCGCUUCUGAAGGAGCUGGGGUCGGUUCUGGCAGUUCACGUGAAGACAGGUCUCCACCUUGGAGAAAAGGUCCCGCAGAGCCCUGGAAGGUCCCCAGGGCUCCGAGCUCGACUGGGACCUGAUCCAGGAUAGUAGAGGAUCUGGAAGGAGGGGCGGGGGGCCUUGCAGAGCUGUCCCGGGAGGAGUCAAACUGAAAGAACUCCCUCUUUCUGCCUGUGAGGGGGGCUCCGGUGGUGAGGCCAUUCUGGGGGCCUGAGCCUUGGUGCUGUCAGCUGCCCCCCUCCCCUGUUGGCCCCUGACCCCUGGGCUAGUGUGGUGGGAGAGCAUGUCUGGCCUCGCUGGAGUCGCCGUGUGGCUGCCUUAGUGCCCAGCGUGGCCACAGGUGGUUGCUGUGGGGGUGGGUUAGGGCGCAACCAGCUUGUGUGGCCCGCCACAGCCGGGGCAGCCCGGCCCCUCUCCAUGAGCCCCGCAGGGCACUGCCCUCCGCCCACUGCCCCAGCGCCGCCUCCACAGCGUGAAUUCCAAAAUUAAAACAA